AUGAUGCUGUCAACGACAAAUCGGAUCUCAACGUUGAGGGUGAAUCGAUGUUACAAGAUUUUGAACCAGCGGCGUUUUAUCAUUGGUUUUGUGAGAAACUCAUUGGGAUUGGAUCCACCUCCUUCCCCUGAUGAUCCGACUCCGGAGAAUAGAUUUUAUCCGUGGGACCAAUCUCCGGCUGGAGAUCUACGUGAACGAGCAGCUAGAAUAAGGACUUUAGCGCGCUGUCCUGUAACGGGUAAGGAGAUCAACUAUACCUGUCCAUUGUCGGGAAUUCCGACUCAUCAUUCACGCGAAGCUUGGGAGCAGGAUAAACAAUACCAUAGCUCGAAGAAAUACGAACUUUUGAAGAAGGUUAACAUCUACGAACAUGACUUAAGGAGUGGUAGGCCUUUUCCGGAGUUUGAUUUUCCUCUGGGACAGGAUUUUGAUCGUGCUGUGAACAUGACGAAUUGGGAUCUGUUUUUCUAUACUCGCCAGUUUUAUUCGAUGGAUACGGAGUUUCAGUUGGCAGCAGUCACUAAGAUGUUGAGUUAUCCCAUCUCUAUUGCCUCCGUGCUGCAUCAGUUCUCGCCUUACUCUUUGAACCCGAAAGGCCCUAUCACGCUGGAGGGCUUGAAAUCGUUGGCGGCUCUGCGUUACACCCUAUAUCCUUUAGAGCAUAGGACGGUAUCGACGUCUAACAAGGAUCGGCCGAUGAGAAUCUUCAUUCUUGGUGCUCGUGCCGAGGCUCAGCUGCCAGGCCAUGUCUGGAAGCAGUUGCAGUUCUUGUUUCCCGACCAGAUGUUUGAACUGCACUUCAUAGGUCCGGAAUGUUUGCUGAACAAGGAAAAGCACCAAUACGUUGUUUCCUCUACACCCGUAGUUAAGAGAGUCGAUGAAACUUUGGCUUUUGUAUACCAUACGGACUACUUCCAUGUUUUCCAUGAGGCCCAGGACUUCUUCCCUUACGAUCCAUACUUGGAUGUGUUUUUCUGCUUCCACCCUGGUUUUGGCGCCCCAGAGAGUUCGAAGUCAUGGAUGGAUGAGACUAUGAAGGGCUUGUUGGAGACCAAAUGCGCCAUUUUCACCACCGGUUUCAACCAAACUGACCUGCUGCGGGACGUUGAGGCCGUGAAGGGGAAGUUUGGGAAGGAGGUUGAUGUCUUGAUGGAGCCCGUCAAGAACGUCUUCGGUAGUACCAAGUGGGAACUAAAUGACAUGAACCCUCAAGAAGUAUACCAGUUCAACAUGUACAUAGCGGGUUUCAGAGGCAAGAGAUACCAUGCAAUCGAAGUUUGA
Torulaspora globosa is the source of this 1281-nucleotide messenger RNA. RefSeq names its product Mss51p (gene MSS51). NCBI's taxonomy places the organism in Eukaryota, Fungi, Ascomycota, Saccharomycetes, Saccharomycetales, Saccharomycetaceae. The transcript has a single exon. Gene Ontology annotation, cellular component: extrinsic component of mitochondrial inner membrane. The coding region runs from base 1 to 1281 and encodes 426 amino acids. Gene Ontology annotation, biological process: mitochondrial respiratory chain complex IV assembly. The record is from RefSeq and is a predicted model, not a curated record.